UUUCUGACGAAAAUUGGGAACGCGCAAUCCAGGCACACAAUGCGCUAUCGUUCCCUGCAGAGGAGGCACAUUGCGAGCAGGAUUUUGUGUUACGUCUUCCCCUUGUAACUGUUCCAAACAAGGCAGAAAGCCGCGCUUGGACGUGGAAUCACCAUAACCGAGGCGAAUGUAGUCCAGCUCAUAUAAUUCAACAAUAUACUAAUUAACUCAUGUACUAGUACAUACAUACGUGUCUAUCGCGCGCAUACAUUUAGAAAGGUUGAUGCACUAAAUUUACGGACCUCGUAUGUACAAGUUAUCCAAAGGCGUGCGUGAAGGAGUGAGCAUCAGUUAUACUACCAGAAAACCUUCAAAGAUAAGCGAAAGCCACAGCUGACAAUUUCAAAUGCCGUUUAUUUUAAAUGUUAAAAACUAUGUUGCAUACUCGAUGCAGUAGCAUUAUCAGUAUCCGAUUAUAUAAGAGGCCGUGCCCAGGCUCUCUCACUCUCCCUGAAAUGAAAGGUCAACAUCAUGGCUUGUUUACUCCAAGAGGGAUGAUCUCCUCAGAAAUUCAACUGACACGCUCUUCACUGGGUGCCGCACCUGCAGUCUCAACUUUCGUGCAGACAAUUACACAGGUCUGUGGAAACAAAAGGCUUCUCAACUUAACUGCACCUUCCAUUGACCCAAGUUCAUGCCCACACCUUGGAGAGUUAUUGUGUAAGAUUCAAAUACAGCAGCGUUGGAGCCUACGACAACUGAUGACAUGUCUGGCUUUGUUUUGUCCAUUGAAGGGGAGUUGAACUUCAUUGUCAAAGAGUACCUCGACUACCUGGGACUCCAUAGUGUGUCGAAGCACUUCGAAGAAGAAUGCCUGGCACGCAGCAAGCCGAUCCAGGAGAGCUUUGCUUCGUACAGAAAUGAGCGGACACAGAAAGUUCAGAAGGAACUGCUGAGCUAUUUUGAUGAAGGCAAGCAGGCUCAGUUUUUUGCCAUUUGGGACUCUGUCGUCUCGAGAAGCACAGCCAUCGCUGAGACCAUGUGUCAUGACCUGGAGUUUCACCUGCGGUUGCACUUUGCCGUCUACCCACUGCGCUACCCUGAGAAAGCCAAUCUUCAGGGCAGCAUGACUGUUGAGGGUGCCAUGUCCAACUUCCGUCAGUACAUAGAGUCCAUCAAGGCCCGCACUGAGGAUCCACUGGUGUACUUUGCCUUGCCUUAUGUCCAGAACCCAAGGCAGUUUCCUGUCUUCAAGCCAGUUUUUGAGGAAAGCUGGGUGAAUGAGCUCAAGACUAGGCUGGAGAAGUUUGUGCAAGAGUCUCUCUCAACUCAGUACCAGCAAAGAGCAAAGCCUCGUCUUAUGGAUCUUUAUUAUUGCAGCGAUGUUGAACUAAAUGACAUGCGAGAAGACUUUCGGCGCUGUGAGCAGAGAUUACAACAGUGUGACGAGCAGCGUGCAGCUCUGGAUAAACAGAUGUCUGAACUACAGGAUGACUACAAGACGCUUGUGUCUGUAACAACGGAACUGAUUACUGCCCUUGAAGCAACUGUCAGAGGAGAUAUGGUGAACUUGGAGAAUGUGCUGUUCUCAUGUGGGCAGCGGUUUCCUGAAUUAGUGAAGCUGCAGACUCCUCGUACGUCAUGUGGGUCGUCGACCUGUGAUGGCACUCAGGUGUUUGUUCUCAGAAGUGGACUCCACACUAGACGCACCAGGCUAGACUUCUCCAAGAUCAAGCAAGACCUGUCUGAGGCGAGUGCCAGCACACGAGCUCUUCUACUGCAGGCACUUCGAUGGAAAUUAACGAAGGCUUCUUCAGUCGAGGAGAGGGACUGUGUCCUGCUGGCGUAUGUUGACAAUGACCUGCUGGGCUUCUUCGAGAGGUCACCUGACUACUGCAACCGUAUCUUACAUAUAAUUAAAUCACCAAACUCAGGGUUGCAGCAGAGCUUUGUGAGGUUCUUGAAUACACUGGCUGCUUUUCGAUCAGGGCGCAAUUACUUGGCCAAGAAUCUCCAGCUUGUCGCGGUGCUUACAGACACACUUGUGUUUGACCGAGUCACAAACCCCAGAACACUGGACAUGAUUUUGGGGAUACUGCAAAAGCUGAGCCUAAGACGACAGCAGAAGGACAUUAUGAUCACCCAUGGCAUCUUGGAGUGGGUAGUACGCACCUUGCAAGAAAGUGAGGAGGUUGGGCUCUCAGAGUAUGGCCUUGAGUACAUCACUGCACUCUUCAUGAACCUGUGCCUCCAGAAAUCAGCAAAGCAACACUGCAGGAAAAUGAGCACCUCUGUGAUUGACAUUGUCAAGAAGCUGCUCGAACACAAGAAUGCAGAGAUUGUGCCUUACUUGAAUGGUGCACUGUACAGUCUGUUGUGCGAUACGGAAUUUCGUAGCAUCGCUGUUCAAAUGGGACUGGAAGCAAGCUUGCAGAAAGCAAAACUCCUCUCAUCACCCGAUGUGCGACAUCAGGUGGACCAAGUUUGUGAGAGACUCCUUUCCUCAGAUGCAAAUGUCGAUGACGGCAUUGUUGAUUCCCUGAGUGAAGAUGACGAGGAUGAUGAGGAUUCACAGGAAGAAUCGGAGCCGGAACCAGAACUCGACAUGGAUGACAUUGUGCAAGCAUUGCCCCACCAGAUGUACGGCGACCAGCUCUUGAAAGUGUUUUAUGAAGAAGAGAACCAGGACACUGUUUCGCAACGAGCAUUGACAGUAUCAAGUAGGCUAGAAGAGUCUUCCCCUGACCAAUCCUUAGAAGAGACUACAGUAAAUGCCCCAGAGACAUCCCAGUCCGAUGAAAUUGACUGCUCCCAGGCAACUCACACUGAAGCUGUUGAGUUUACAGCUCCCCCUGUUGACGAACAAGCCUCUGAGUUGGUGAAGCAGCUAACGGGUGAAGAAAAGACGGUCGUGGCAGCAGCUGGCCAGACUGCCCCACCCAGUGACAAAGUGAAUGGACUCAACAUGCAGGAGUACAGCAUAGCAUUCAGUUCAAGACCCAAGAUUCCACGCACACCCGAGCCCAGCGUUGGUGGCACCUCAAGUAGAGUGGACUCCACACCGACCAGCUCGCAGUCCUUGCGGAGGAGCCCUGCCAGCACCUCAUCCAGAGGCAACACUUCCUCAGUCCGUCCAGCACACAGCACAGAGCAAGGUCACAAAUGAACAGCAUUCCUAGAAAAAUAUCCUGCUGACUAUACAUUCCAGUUGACUUCAAGAGAGAGAGAGAAAAGAAAAUAACUAUUUUCAUCUUUAUGUUAAACCAUUGUAUGUACUGUUCAAUAAAGCUCGUGUACAGUUUA
This is a messenger RNA of Dermacentor silvarum, 3282 nucleotides long. RefSeq names its product lisH domain-containing protein ARMC9. The record is from RefSeq and is a predicted model, not a curated record. Gene Ontology annotation, cellular component: centriole; ciliary basal body; ciliary tip. The transcript has 26 exons. NCBI's taxonomy places the organism in Eukaryota, Metazoa, Arthropoda, Arachnida, Ixodida, Ixodidae. The coding region runs from base 746 to 3145 and encodes 799 amino acids. Gene Ontology annotation, biological process: cilium assembly.